This is a messenger RNA of Aedes aegypti (yellow fever mosquito), 2303 nucleotides long. RefSeq lists its product as uncharacterized. The record is from RefSeq and is a predicted model, not a curated record. NCBI's taxonomy places the organism in Eukaryota, Metazoa, Arthropoda, Insecta, Diptera, Culicidae. The coding region runs from base 190 to 2196 and encodes 668 amino acids. The transcript has 3 exons.
GUUUGACAGUACUGGUUGUUGAUUCAAAUUUGUAACCGUUUUGCUUGUGGAUAGUGGUCGUGGUCGUACAGGUACAAAAUUUUCCGUUUUAUUUUCGAUUCCGCGUCAUAUUUACUUCUUCUAGCUGUGUAAAAUUAGGUUGAAAGUGAUAGGUGAUAAGUGAAGUUGUUAAAUCGAAGUGCUUGCACGAUGUCCAACGACAGUCAAUCGUCCGAGGAGGAAUGCCCUAUUUACUUCGGGACGCCCACAAUCGGGGAAGUGAAGGAAUAUCUUCGGCGGCUUCAGAGGAUGCCCAUGGAGCAACAAGCGAAUAUCACAUCGGAAACGUCGGAUGACUCGUUUGACAUCGAUGACAGCUUUCAGGCGAUGAUCGAGCGGAAACGCCAACAGAUGAUGGAUUCGAAACAGCUCGAGGACGUCACUUCCUCGGAAGAACCUACCGCGGCCUCGGUGCGCCUGUCGGAAGUUGGAGGCGGCGGAGAUGCCAGCAGUAAGUUCCGUGGCAAUGAUUCCACCUUCAUCGAGGAGAACGAUUCCAUGCGGAAAACCACGGACGAGAGCUUCGAGGAGAUGGAACGGCUCUGUUCGAUGAAUUUAAGCAAGUUGGGAGUGCAACAGCAGCACGAUGAGGAAGAGGAGGCUAUUCGCAGGAUUUUGGAGAGUUCGAAGGGCAGCAAAUCGAGUUCGGGUGGUGAAGGCACGGAACAAAAGAAUGGUUCCGGCGAUAAUACGACGGCAUUGGCCGAUGAAACACAGCUGGAAGAUGUGGAGGAACCUUCUUGCAUGUGGGAAAAUACAAUGCACCAGGCUGGUCCUUUUGCCAAGGCUAUUUCCCCCGUUAAACGAAUGCACAUGCUUCGCCCCUCGACGAUUAUUGAGGAGGCCACCAUCAACGAGACGACCACCAGCGUCUCGAAGAACACUUCCCUGGAAAGCUACAUCACGGCAAAGCAAAAUUUGAACGGCAGCGAUGACUGUUCCAUCAUCACCGAAAGCGAAGUUUAUCGUACCGCAGAGGAAAGCAGGGAGGAUCUGAGUAAGGUUUCGACCGUUGAUAGCACCGCGGAUUCCGCGGUAGGUUUCGAUGCCACGGCCGGUGAACAAACAAGACUGGAGGCAAAGUACGUACCUGGUCAGUUGGACGGACAGGAUGAUGGCGAAGAUGAUGAUGAUGUGAUUAUUCUAAGCUCUAGCGACAGUGAAGCAGAAGAUGCGCAAAAUUCCGUUGACAGUGGAAAUCCUGACGGAGGGAAAAUGGAUACCGGCAGUUUGUUCAACAACAGCGACAGUUUACAGGAAGAUUCUCUUUGCCAGGAAGACGAUAGCAUUGGGGAAGAAUUGCCAGGAUCUCCCAUUUUGGAUGCCGUUCCGGAUCAUUUCAACGACACGAUGGAAGAAAUGGAAUUCAUGAUGCGCCAGGGAAUGAAAAUUCUCCAACAGCAAAAAGCACAGCAGCAAUCCAUGUCCGAGAAAUCCAGGCAAACUCCCGCCAAUGUGAAGAAUACGUUGGUCGUAGGUUCACACGCCACUCCGGUAACUCCAAUAAGUCCCAAUCGGUACCUAAAGCCGAAGCAACAAACUUCUUCCAAUGCAAAACAAAAUCUCUUCUCGUACAGCGCAAGCAACAAGCCCAAGUCCGCUCAGAAACCCUUUUCCGCUUUAUCCGCCGGCUCAAACAGUUGUGGAACGUUCAAGAAACCGGUGAGCCGUUUCCCCUUGCCUAAGUCGGCCAAGAAGUUCGACCACGUGGUCUCCCCAAUCGGAGAGUACAUCAAGAAGACCCCGCAAACGAUGCUCCAAGCCAGGAUCUUCUGUCCCAACCGAAAUCUGAUCGAUGUGCUGCACAACAAAAACGACAACCGGGAUAGUGUGAUGAGCUCGAAGGAGAACCUGCUGCACCACCAGGAAGUCGAUCCGGAGGGGUACAGUUCGUCGCUGCCCCGGAAGGGGGUGGUCAGCUCUCGUGGAGCUCACGUGCUGGACGAACGCAAUCCGGUUCGGAUUCCUGGUGGAGAGAAAAUGCACAAACUGCUCAACAAUUCGCCCACGCUGGUUGUCCGGCACGAGGGCAGACUGCGGUACCAACGGGAAACGCAGCUAACGGAGGACAGCGUGGUGGAUGAUAGCAUGGCCGACCUUUCGCUCGCAUCGGGCGACAUUUCGGUGAGGGUUUUGAAGGAUGUUAGGCGGUUCUAGGUUGGUCUUCUCAAAAUGAAUAGGAUAUUAGGUUCGCGUGCUUUUCGACUCAUUUUUUUGUCUUCUGGAUGUCUCGAUUUUAUAAUAUAGAUGCCAAAAAUCUCGUA